AUGCUUCCAGCUCCCAUAAAUAUAAAGAAGUGGAUCGAAGACAAUGGUCAUUUACUUCAACCUCCAGUAAAUAAUUAUUGCCUACACAGAGGCGGAUCUACAGUUAUGAUCGUGGGCGGUCCCAACGAGAGAACGGAUUACCAUAUCAACCAGACUCCAGAAUAUUUUCACCAACUAAAAGGUAGCAUGUGCCUUAAAGUUGUCGAUGAAGGAGAAUUUAAGGAUAUUAUUAUCAAUGAAGGAGACUCAUUUCUUUUACCAGGGAAUACUCCACAUAGUCCGGUGAGAUUUGCUGACACAAUAGGUCUAGUCGUUGAACAAGAUAGACCACAAGGAGUCAAUGAUAAAAUUAGAUGGUAUUGUAGUAAAUGCGGAGAGGUUAUAUAUGAAAUCGAUUUUUAUUGUUCAGAUCUAGGAACGCAGGUAGCAGAAGCAAUUGCAACUUUUGAUGGAAAUAUGGAAGCAAGAACUUGUGAAAGGUGUGGAACAUUAAACUAUUCAAAGCCAUAA
This is a messenger RNA of Priceomyces carsonii, 510 nucleotides long. RefSeq names its product 3-hydroxyanthranilate 3,4-dioxygenase. Gene Ontology annotation, cellular component: cytoplasm. Bases 1 to 510 code for a protein of 169 amino acids. The transcript has a single exon. Gene Ontology annotation, molecular function: iron ion binding; 3-hydroxyanthranilate 3,4-dioxygenase activity. Lineage: Eukaryota; Fungi; Ascomycota; Pichiomycetes; Serinales; Debaryomycetaceae. The record is from RefSeq and is a predicted model, not a curated record. Gene Ontology annotation, biological process: quinolinate metabolic process; 'de novo' NAD+ biosynthetic process from L-tryptophan.